Messenger RNA from Meriones unguiculatus (Mongolian gerbil), 5848 nucleotides. RefSeq names its product keratin-associated protein 10-3-like. Lineage: Eukaryota; Metazoa; Chordata; Mammalia; Rodentia; Muridae. Gene Ontology annotation, cellular component: keratin filament. The transcript is spliced from 2 exons. Gene Ontology annotation, molecular function: protein binding. The record is from RefSeq and is a predicted model, not a curated record. Bases 5010 to 5837 code for a protein of 275 amino acids.
CUCUAGACUCUUCUCCAGCUGUGAUCUCUUCCCUGAAGAAUUCUCCAUUGUCGUCACCUUGAGGGUCCCCGACCUUCCACCCAAGGUCAGUGGCAGUUUUUCUUUCUUGUAAGAGCGGCCUGACUUUCUUUCCUAAUGUUCCCAGCGUCGGCACCCACAAAGCGCUGGGCUGAUCCGGGCCACACAGAGCCACUUGGUUAUAGGAACCUUGGGUCAGGGUGGACUGCCUUGCCCACAUCGAGGCCCCAUCAGUCUGUCUGCGCAACCUCUGGCCUGGUGGCUGUUGGUGCAGCCACAGGUUUGCACCACGCAGUGGGGUGGCUGUUGACACGUGCAUGGGUUUGUACCGCCAAGGGCUGGUGAAUAAAUAGCCAAGGAUCUGUGCAGCCUAAUGGCGAAUGGUAUCGUCGUGGAUUUAUGUAGCUCAAUGGUUGUGGUAACAGUCAGCCUUGUACGGUUGUCGGUAUAGUCGUGGGUUUGUGUGGCCUGAUGGUGGUUGGUAUUGCCAUGAGCUGGAUGACCCAGUGUUGGUUGUAGCCCUGAAUAUGUGCAGCUCAAUGGUUGUUCUUCUAGCCAUUGGUUGGCACAGCCCAGUAGUUGCUGCUAUGGUGACGGUUGUGCAGAUCUGUCGUUGGCAUGGUCACCAGUUUGGGUGGCCUGAUGGUUGCUCUAAGCCAAGACUCUGCGGAGCUCAGUGGUUACGGAUAUGGUGAUGAAUGUGCACCACCCCAUGGCUGCUGUUGCGAACCCAGAUAACCAUAGCUCCGUGGCUGUUGGUAUGCGGGCGUGCACAGCUCCAUGGUGGCCAGCAAAGUCAUGAGCGUACAUUUUGCAUAAAUGGAUCGCCGUAUCCAGCCUUUCGUGACUGACUGCUCAGCAUAUGUCCCCCUGGUCAUAGCUGAAUAACCUCCCGUGGUGUGUGCAUGCUCUGCCCAUACCUUAGUCCCUCUCUGAUCAGUGACUGGCAGGCACACGGCUGCCUCCUCUUUUGGCUUGUAAAUGCUGCCGCUGUCAGCAUGCAUGUCCUGUGUGGACUCACUCAUGUUGCUCCCGGGAACAAAUCUAGAGGUGGAAUUCUUGAGUCAUGCAGGAACUCUGUGACUUGGGAGGUACGGCCAGGUUAUUCCCACAGUCAUUGAGCUAUUUAAUGGGGAGUGUGACAGGAAUCCGCCCACUCCCGGUGGCUGGGAAACAAAGAGAGGAGGACUAGGGUCUCAGGGUCCCAGGGUCCCAGGGUCCUAGGCUCCCCUUAUUUCCACUUCUUAAAGGCCCCUCCACCACCCAACAGCACUAUAAGCUGGCACCAAGCCUUCAGCACUAUGGUUUAAUGACUUGCCCAUAAAUGUUUGCCUUUUAAAGUCUUUGGAGCAGGAUGGAGGUUAAGUGGCCCAUUGUCUUCUAUAUUGGCUAUCUCCAGAUCACCUCUGGGCUGUUGGCUUCUCCUAUGGGUUCAUUCACCUUCGGGUGACUAGAAUAAGUUAAAAGAAAUACAAACCAGGAUAGGACAAACAAACAAACAAACACAAACAGCCAGAGAAAAACACAGGAAACACAUUCAGAUACAGAGGCAUACACAUUUGCACACACAGAAACCCAACAAAAACACAAAGUUGGAAACCAUAAUAUAUAAGCAAAAUACCUGUAAGGUAAUAAAUAAAUAAAUAAAUAAAUAAAUAAAUAAAUAAAUGUUAAAGAUAGAAAAAGAAAAGAAAGAAAGAAAGAAGAAGGCCGAGACAAAGCAUUAUGAGGGAAAAAAAAAACCAAAAACAAACAAACAAACAAACAAACAAAAAAACCUCAAAAAAUACCUUUGGGGAAAAAAAAAUACUUUUGAGUUUGUUUUGUGUUAAUCAUCUACUGCUAGGCAUGGAGCCUGCCCUGUAAGCGUGGUUUGUCUACCUAGUGAGACUCGGAGAAAACUAAUUUUUCCUUUUUGAGUGGUUAUCAGUUCGAGUUAGGGGUUGCGGUUUGUCCCCAUUCAGCCCCGGGAUCCCCUCUGGCUUAGACCUGUGCAGGCCCUAUGCAUGCUGCCAGAGUCUCUGAAAAUUCACAUUGCAUCAAUCCUAUUGUGUUUACUUGUUUUCUUAGUGCCCUCCAUCCCCUCUGGCUCUUCCCCUCUUUCCGCCUCCUCUUCUGCAGAGUUCCCUGAGUCCCGAGGGGAGGAUUUGACAUCCGUUUAGAAUUACAUGCUCCCAGCUCUCUCGCUGUCUACACAUUGCCCAGUUGUGGGUCUUUGUGGCUGGUCCCGUCUACUGCAGGAGGAAGCUUCUCCGAUGGUGGCUGAACCAGGUCCUGCUCUGGGCGUAUGGCAGAAUAUCAUCAGGAGUCAUUUUAUUGAUAAGUUCCUUUAGCAGGACAGAAGAGUCUGGUUUCCCUCUAGGUCCAUGUCCUAUCUGAACUCAUACUCUUGGCCACCCAAGCAGUGUCAGGCAUGAGUUCCAUCUCAUGGAGCAGGACUUAAAUCCAACCAGAUAAUGGCUGGUUACUGCCACAACUUUGGUGCCACUAUUGUACCAGCAUAUCUUGUGAACAGAUUACUGUUGUAGACUGAAGGGUUUGUAGCUGAUGGAUGUUUAUUGUAAGGCAGAGUGCCUUACAGUAUCAAGAAAACUGCUCAGCAGGGGUGAAGGUUCUAGGUAGGCCCUUACCGUCAGCAUGUGGUAAGCCUUGGAAAGAGCUUGCGUUAUUUGGGGGACCCCUUAGCCAACAACUGAAUUAGACAGAACCCAUCCCCAACACUGGAGGUUUCAAUGUGAUGUCUAGUUGGGGCUUUCUCUCCCCUGUUCUUGGUGACUCUUUGUACCUUUUUCAUACAUGUAUAUAUUUUAAGAAGCUUUGACUAUAGCAGGUUUUCAAAUGACACCCUCCCCAAAUGAUCUUUAGUUUUAGUUCACCCUCCUUGUGUUCACCUCCUCACCUCCUCUUCUGUUCCCUUUCCUUUAAUUCUCCAAUUAUAGCCCCACCCUGUUCAUUCAUAACUAUAUAUAUAUAUACUUAUCUUUUGGGAUCUGGGUUACCUCACUCAGGAUGAAUCUUAUUUUCUAGCUCCAUCAAUUUACCUGCAAAUUUUAUGGUUUUAUUUUUUGACAGCCGAGUAAUUGUUUGUUGUGUAAAUAUACCACGUUUUCUUUACCCAUUCAUCCACUGAGAGACAUCCAAGCUGUUUCCAGUUUCUGGCUAUAAUAAAUAGAGCAGCAGUAAUCAUGGAGGAGCAAGUGUCUAUGUAGAGCGUAUAUAUAUAUACGCUCCAGGUUCUGAGGAACCAUCUCACUGAUUUCCACAAGGGCUGCACAAGUUUGCACAUACCCUCACAAUGAAGAAGUGUCCCCCCUACCCCCAUGUUCUUGCCAGCAUGAGCUGUCACUUAUUUUAUUGUCCUGGGCCAUUCUGACAGGUGUAAGAUGACAUCUUAAAGUAGUUCUGAUUCGCAUCUCCCUGAUGACUAAGGAUGUUGAACAUUUCUGAGCAUCCUCCGGCCAUCUGUGUUUCAUCUUCUGGAACUCUCUGUGUAGAUCUGUCUGUACCCAUGUUUUUUAAAAUUUGUCAUUUGUCUUCUUGAUGCCCACUCUUUUGAGUUCUUUUAUGUAUUUUACAUCUUAGCCCUCUGUCGGAUAUGCAGCUAGUAAAACUUUUUCCCCAUACUGUACCCUGCCACUUUGUUCCAUGCCUGCUGAUGGCAGAGUCUCUUCCUUUGUUUAUCGGGCUGCCUCUAUUUUGCCUUAGUUUCUGAAACGGUUUUGCUGUGUCUGUAAUUCUCACCCAUCGCGUCUGGCCUCCAGGUAUCUGACCAAGGCUGGCCAUUGCUGCUCUCAGGGUUCCCUUGGCAGUUUUCAAGACCUUCCCCUGGGUUUGAGUUCAGCUCAUUUUAAAAGUCUGCUUGGGGAAUCUACCAAGUGGCUCUGUCUUAUCAGCUGAGCCCCCGGGGUGUGAAGAUUGAUGUCUUUUCACCGAACCGGACAGGUUUCCGCCUUUGUCUGAGACAGAACUUCUCCAUCUGCCUGCGUGGAGGGCCCAGCAUCUUACUCACCAUCAGAACCACGGAAGUUCCAAGCCCUGCCUUCAUCCAUCCUAGCUGGCGCCUGGUAGAGCGAGAAGCUAUUUGGAGACUCUGCAGCCCAGAGCAUCCGCUGAGGAGGUGCCCUUGACCCUCAGAAAUGUGGCAUAGUUUAGGAACCACAUAGACUCUGGAUGCCCACCGGGCUUGGAGCAGUGCUGAGUGAGCGGGCGUGUGGGACAACGCUCUGGUAAACAAGCUGUCCUCACACGGUCUGAGUCCCCAGUGGACUUGUGUUGAGGGAGGGAGCUCCGCAGUGCCCCUGCAAAAACGGGAGCUCUGAGCACCCAAGCUCAGAGGAGACAAAGGAUGUAGGAACGUUACAGGCACUGUCAGGGGCUCCCAAGAAACGUGACAGAUGGCAGUGAUCAGGAGGUGGUUACUGCCCUGAUACCAGGCUACCUCUUUCUCACACCUGCUGUGAGCCAACCUCUACCCCAGGAAGGCUCCCUCGAGCCUGCCACAGGCACAAAGGGGUUCCCACUGACAGCAGGAGGCACCCCUAGACAGCAAGUCUACAGAGCAAUUCAGGAGAACAUGGCACCAUCCUCAAAACCCGCAGCCCUAGUGCCCCGACUCCAUCUCUGCUCUGGCAGGGAUGCUGCCCUAAGGACUAAGAAUUCUGAGAUAGGACACCUCCAGGCAGUCACAUGGCGGCUGCCAUCCUGGUCUCCCAUGUGAUCAGAGCAUCUCGGUAGAAUUUCUCCCGGGGUGGGGAGGAAGGGGGAAAGGGAGGAGCAGCUCCAGAACCUCACCAGACAGCAGUAUUUGUUGACAGCCCAUCAACAGCGAGGUGACAGUCUGACUCCAAACAUGACCAGGAAAAGGAAGCUGGAGCUGAGGCACAACACAAGCAACCUAGGGGUAUAAAGCCAGCCACCAUGGCACCUCACACAUAUACACACACACACACUCACACAUCCACACACUCGCCCUUCUCCAGCUUAACCCCACCAUGGCCGCCUCCACCAUGUCUGUCUGCUCUGAAGCUUGCACCAACUCCUCCUGGCAGGUGGACGACUGCCCAGAGAGCUGCUGUGAGCCCUGCAGCUGUACCCCCAGCUGCUGCCACUGCUGUGUCCCCAGCUGCUGUGCCCCAGCCCCCUGCCUGACCCUCGUCUGCACCCCAGUGAGCUGUGUGUCCAGCCCCUGCUGCCAAUCUUCCUGUUGCACACCCUCAUGCUGCCAGCAGUCUAGCUGCCAGCCAGCUUGCUGCACCUGCUCCCCCUGCCAGCAGUCCUGCUGUGUGACUCUCUGCUGCAAGCCUGUCUGCUGCACACCCAUCUGUUCUGGGUCCUCCUCAUGCUGCCAGCAGUCUAGCUGCCAGUCCUCAUGCUGCCAGCCCUCAUGCUGCCAGCCAUCCUGCUGUGUGCCUGUCUGCUGCAAGCCUGUCUGCUGCACACCCAUCUGCUCUGGAUCUUCCUCAUGCUGCCAGCAGUCUAGCUGCCAGCCCUCAUGCUGCCAGUCCUCCUGCUGCCAGCCAUCCUGCUGUGUGCCUGUCUGCUGCAAGCCUGUCUGCUGCACACCCAUCUGCUCUGGCUCCUCCUCCUGCUGCCAGCCAUCCUGCUGUGCUCCUGUCUGCUGCAAGCCCUGCUCCAGCAUGUCCCUGCUCUGCCGCCCCGUGUGCAGACCUGCCUGCUGCCUGCCCACCUCCUCCUGCUGUGCCUCCUCCUGCCAGCCCAGCUGCUGCCGCCCAGCCUCCUGUGUGUCCCUGCUCUGCCGCCCUGCCUGCUCCCGCCUGGCCUGCUGUGGCCUCUGCUCGGGCCAGAAGUCCAGCUGCUGAUGGGCCUGUCC